Hipposideros armiger (great roundleaf bat) is the source of this 3897-nucleotide messenger RNA. RefSeq names its product zinc finger protein 569-like. Gene Ontology annotation, biological process: regulation of DNA-templated transcription. Gene Ontology annotation, cellular component: nucleus. The record is from RefSeq and is a predicted model, not a curated record. NCBI's taxonomy places the organism in Eukaryota, Metazoa, Chordata, Mammalia, Chiroptera, Hipposideridae.
GACUAACGGCCCAAGGUUUGUGCUGCCCCCAGCCACAGCCGGCACUGACCCUAGUGUCGCCUGUACCUCAGCCCGCAUCCGCUGUGACACUUGGGCGGCGUUGAGAUGUGGGAUUGAGUCCUGUGUCUGCGGGCUCGGUGAAUUCUUCAUGUAUUAAGGAUUCAUUCAUUUACUCACCAUUUAUUGAAUGUCGCCUUUGUGUCAGGAACAAUUCUAGAUGCAUUGAACAAAAGAGACAAACUCCUUGCUAUCAUGGUACUUAUAUUGUUGUGGGCCAGAUAAGAAAUGAGCUCUGCCUUCUCAGGCCCUGUCCAUCCCCAGAAAGAAGAGGAAAUGACUGAGUCCCAGGGAACAGUGACAUUCAGAGAUGUGGCUAUUGACUUUACCCAGGAAGAGUGGCAGCAGUUGGAUCCUGCUCAAAGGAACCUGUACCGGAGUGUGAUGCUGGAAAACUAUAACAACUUAAUCACAGUGGGCUGUCCAUUCACCAAACCUGAUGUGAUUUUCAAAUUGGAGCAAGAAAAAGAACCAUGGGUGGUGGAGGAAGAAAUGUUACGGAGACACUGUCCAGGAGAAAUAUGGGGACUUGAUGAGCAUCAGAAUAUCCAGGACAGACUUUUGACACAACUUGAAGAUAAGUUCACAGAAACAUUGACUGAAGAAAAAGUCAAUGAAUGUCAUAAGAAAUUUGCAAAUGCAUUUUCUCCAAACUCAGACUUUUUUCAUUCCAGUCACAAUCUCUAUGACUGUAACUUAUUUGGAAAAUGUUUAGAACAUAAUAAUUUUGACUGUUACAAUAAUGAGAGAAUCCUUAUAAGAAAGGAAUACUGUGAAUAUAAUGAAUCUAUAAAGUCAUUUGGCAAUAGCUCAUCCCAUCUUGUAGUAACUCCCUUUAAGUGUAAUAAUUGUGGAAAAGGAUUCAGUGAAACCUUGGAUCUCAUCAGACACCUGAGAAUUCAUACUGGAGAGAAACCCUAUGAAUGUAAAAAAUGUAGAAAAGCCUUCAACCACAAGGAAAAACUCCUUAAACAUCAUAAAAUUCACAGUAGGGAGCAGUCUUAUGAAUGUAAUGAAUGUGGGAAAGUUUUCAUUAAAAUGUCAAAUCUCAUUAGACAUCAAAGAAUUCAUACUGGAGAGAAACCCUAUGUGUGUAAGGAAUGUGGGAAAUCCUUCAGCCAGAAGUCAAAUCUCAUUGAUCAUGAAAAAAUUCAUACUGGAGAGAAACCUUAUGAAUGCAAUGAGUGUGGAAAAGCAUUCAGCCAGAAGCAAAGCCUCAUUGCACAUCAGAAAGUUCAUACUGGGGAGAAACCUUAUGCAUGUAAUGAAUGUGGUAAAGCCUUCCCUCGAAUUGCAUCCCUUGCUCUUCAUAUGAGAAGUCAUACAGGAGAAAAACCUUAUAAAUGUGAUAAAUGUGGAAAAGCCUUCUCUCAGUUUUCCAUGCUUAUUAUACAUGUGAGAAUUCAUACAGGUGAGAAACCCUAUGAAUGUAAUGAAUGUGGAAAAUCCUUCUCUCAAAGCUCAGCCCUUACUGUACAUAUGAGAAGUCAUACCGGUGAGAAACCCUAUGAAUGUAAGGAAUGUAGAAAAGCCUUCAGCCACAAGAAAAACUUCAUUACACACCAGAAGAUUCAUACUAGAGAGAAACCUUAUGAAUGUAAUGAAUGUGGAAAAGCAUUCAUUCAGAUGUCAAACCUCGUUAGACACCAGAGAAUUCACACUGGAGAAAAACCCUAUAUAUGUAAGGAAUGUGGCAAAGCCUUUAGCCAGAAAUCAAAUCUCAUUGCUCAUGAAAAAAUUCAUUCUGGAGAGAAACCCUAUGAAUGUAAUGAAUGUGGUAAAGCCUUCAGCCAAAAGCAAAACUUUAUUACGCAUCAGAAAGUUCACACUGGAGAGAAACCUUAUGAUUGUAAUAAAUGUGGUAAAGCCUUCUCUCAAAUUGCAUCCCUUACUCUUCAUCUGAGAAGUCACACAGGGGAAAAGCCUUAUGAAUGUGAUAAAUGUGGGAAAGCCUUUUCUCAGUGCUCAUUGCUUAAUUUACAUAAGAGAAGUCAUACAGGUGAGAAGCCAUAUGUAUGUAAUGAAUGUGGAAAAGCUUUCUCUCAAAGAACUUCCCUUAUUGUGCACAUGAGAGGUCAUACAGGUGAGAAACCCUAUGAAUGUAAUAAAUGUGGAAAAGCCUUCUCCCAAAGCUCGUCCCUUACUAUACAUAUACGAGGUCAUACAGGUGAGAAGCCCUUUGACUGUAGUAAAUGUGGAAAAGCCUUCUCUCAAAUCUCAUCUCUUACGCUUCAUAUGAGAAAACAUACAGGUAGAAGCCUUAUCAUUGUAAUGAGUGUGGUAAGGCUUUCAGCCAAAAGUCACACCUUGUUAGACACCAGAGAAUUCAUACUCAUUAGAAUUAGAAGCCCUGUGAAUAUUGUAAAUAUGGAAAAACCUUCAGAAGGAAGUAGCACCUUCUUGCACAUUACAUAAUCAGUUCUAGAGCAGAAAACUAUGAAUGUGGGGAAGACUUUUGAAGAAGUCACACAUUUGUGAAACAUGAGAAUUCUUCCCAAGGUUACAAAUUGUAUAAUGAAAAAGUUGAUGAUCAGAAACCUUCAGCAGACAUUCUUAUCUAUUGAUAUUUAUUUUGUCAUUCUCAUUAAAACCUGAAACGAUAUCUGCUGUCAACUUAUCAAAAUGAUACUUGAGCUCCCAGCCAAUGCAUUAGCAAGAAAAAGAAGAUUAGGAAAAAAGAGAAAUUAUAAAAAUAACCUUUUAUAUGUGUAAAUAGUUGGGCGCCAGAUAUCAUGUCCCGUGUGAAAAGGGCUGGGGUUUUGAGGAGGGGCGGCAAUGGGUUAAGAAAUCACAAGAGUCAAAAAUAGAGUUUCUGUGGGCCAGGGAUCUUGUCUCUGCAGACUGAGAGAUCAAGCCCUGACCCUGGCUGGUGAAUAACUUUUAUUUACAAUUGUCACAAAGAAGUCAAUUUGAAUAUCUAUACCCAGUUAAUUGAUUCGAUUAGACCAGCAGCAGCUGCUUCACCGAAACUCAUUGUGAUCAAGCACGAGUUGUGCUUUCACACAUACUUAUACUCCCCGGGAUGGUCUCCGAGACCACCGGGUAAGGAAGUUUUACCGAGACCAUUCCCUCGGGUCUCAGCAUUCCAAGACACUUCCUUAUUUUUUCAGAGGAUCAGUGCACAGGAGCAUUCGAGUCGGCAGCUGCAAGGCGACAUAUAUGAGAAAUAGUUAAUUAGAAAAUGUGUUGAUAUAAAAUAUCUAAGAAUAAGCACAAGAAUGGAUUAUACAUAUAUAUGUAUAAAGUUAUAAAAUAUUUUGAAGGGCACAAAAGAACGCCUUUAAAAUUUAGAAAAACAACACUGUCUGAAAAGAUUUGACAUUGUAAAAAAUAUAAAUUCUUUCACAAAUCUCUAAGUUUAUAAAGUACUUCCACUCAAAGUUUUUGCCAGCUAGUUAUACUUAAAGAAUUUUACAAAAUGAUUCAAAAUUUUGCAUUGGACAGUAAAGAACUACAAAUAGCUGAAGAAAUUAUGGGAAAAAAAGAAAAGGCAGUCUACUAGAUAUCAUCACAUACUUUACUGGUGUCAUUUAAAUAAUGUGUUCUUGAGUAAAUAAAUCAGUGGAAACAGAUCAAGGAUUGGAGGAAGGAGAUGUAGGAAUUUUGUAUGUGAUAAUGCUAUGGAAAUAACUGGAAAAGGAUGGCCUAUUCAAUAAAUGGAAGAUUCAUAUUAACAAAAAGUAUUAGUUUUUAUCAUAUAUGUAUAUGGUAUAUGUGUAUGUGUAUACAAUAUAUAAAAAUUAAAUCCAAACAGAUUGAAGAACAGAAUAUAAAAAGCAAAAUUCUUAAACUAUGAUGAAAAUAGAAUAUCACUUUGGAGUAACAGGAUUUCUUUAAAAA